CCGAAGGGCCCACCCCGGGGCGUUCCUGAAGGGCGCCCUCGGCCGCCCCCACCGCCCCCCAAAUGUACUAUGCGCUUUCCCAGGCGCGCGUGAACGCGGCCCCCGCGACCAUGCUGCGGCCACAGCGGCCCGGAGACGUGCAGCUCGGGGCCUCCCUGUACGAGCUGGUGGGCUACCGGCAGCCGCCCUCCUCCUCCUCCUCCUCCGCCUCCUCCUCCACCUCCUCCUCCUCCUCCACGGCGGCCCCCCUCCUCCCCAAGGCGGCCCGCGAGAAGCCGGAGGCGCCCGCCGAGCCGCUGGGCGCGGGAACGGGGCCCGGCGCGCACGCGGGCGGCGGCUCCCGGGCGGACGCCAAAGAGGAGCAGCAACAGCAGCUGCGGCGCAAGAUCAACAGCCGCGAGCGGAAGCGCAUGCAGGACCUGAACCUGGCCAUGGACGCGCUGCGCGAGGUCAUCCUGCCCUACUCGGCGGCGCACUGCCAGGGCGCGCCCGGCCGCAAGCUCUCCAAGAUCGCCACGCUGCUGCUCGCCCGCAACUACAUCCUGCUGCUGGGCAGCUCGCUGCAGGAGCUGCGCCGCGCGCUGGGCGAGGGCGCCGGGCCCGCCGCGCCGCGCCUGCUGCUGGCCGGCCUGCCCCUGCUGGCCGCCGCGCCCGGCUCCGUGCUGCUGGCGCCUGGCGCCGUGGGGCCUCCCGACGCGCUGCGCCCCGCCAAGUACCUGUCGCUGGCGCUCGACGAGCCGCCGUGCGGCCAGUUCGCGCUCCCCGGCGGCGGCGCGGGCGGCGGUGCGGGCGGCCCAGGCCUCUGCACCUGCGCGGUCUGCAAGUUCCCGCACCUCGUCCCCGCCGGCCUGGGCCUGGCCGCCGUGCAGGCGCAGUUUUCCAAGUGA
This is a messenger RNA of Neomonachus schauinslandi (Hawaiian monk seal), 887 nucleotides long. It is a transcript of the gene OLIG1, whose product is annotated as oligodendrocyte transcription factor 1. Gene Ontology annotation, molecular function: protein dimerization activity. The coding region runs from base 63 to 887 and encodes 274 amino acids. Lineage: Eukaryota; Metazoa; Chordata; Mammalia; Carnivora; Phocidae. The record is from RefSeq and is a predicted model, not a curated record. The transcript has a single exon.